Molecule: messenger RNA, 1541 nt
Organism: Linum trigynum
Lineage: Eukaryota; Viridiplantae; Streptophyta; Magnoliopsida; Malpighiales; Linaceae
Source: the annotation of a GenBank genome assembly
GACACCAAACCUCCAGAGCUCCAUCAAUCAAUCAUGUCGUCGGAACCCAAAAUCCGUUUCGGCAUAAUGGGCUGCGCCGACAUAGCCAAGAAGGUCUCCCGCGCAAUCAGUCUGGCACCCAACGCCGAGCUCUCCGCCGUCGCCAGCCGGACUCUGGAAAAGGCCACCGCAUUCGCCGCAGCCAACAACUUCCCUCCCGACGCCAAGGUUUACGGCUCCUACGAGGCCCUCCUCGACGACCCAGAAAUCGACGCCGUCUACAUCCCAUUACCCACAACCCUCCACCUCAAAUGGGCCUCCUUGGCCGCGCAGAAGAAGAAGCACGUCCUCCUCGAGAAGCCCGUCGCCGUCUCCGUCCCCGAAUUGGACCAGAUUCUCGCAGCCUGCGAAGCCAACGGCGUCCAGUUCAUGGACGGAACCAUGUGGCUCCACCAUCCCCGCACCGCCAAGAUGAAGGAAUUCCUCACGUCCGAAGACGGGUUCGGGGAACUCAGAACAGUACACAGCUGCCUUAGUUUUCCCGCCGACGAGUGGUUGCACAAGGACAACAUACGUCUGAAUCCCGAUCUCGAUUCUCUUGGCGCGCUCGGCGAUGUGGGCUGGUACUGCGCAUAUUCCAUACUCUGGGCAGCCGACUACGAGCUGCCAAAGACCGUGAUCGCGACGCCGGGAGCUGUUAUCAGCGAGGCCGGAGUGAUCUUAGCUUGUGGAGCAUCUCUGCGGUGGGAAGAUGGAAAGUCGGCGACUUUCCAUUGCUCUUUUUUGGCCAAGAUGGAGUCGAGCAUAACUGCGGUCGGGACAAAGGGGCCGACGUUGGAGGUCAACGAUUAUGUGAUUCCCAUUGCGGAGAAGGAGGCUUCUUUCGUCGCGUCUUCGAGCCAGCACGUUGUACCGACGGAUAUUCCGCAGGAGGCUUGCUUGAUCCGAGAGCUGUCUCGUUUGGUUGGGGAGAUAAAGGUUAAUGGCGGGAAGCCUGAUCUGACUUGGGCGUCUCGCAGCAGGAAGACGCAGCGGGUUUUGGAUGCGGUGAAGGAGUCGAUUGACAACGGGUUUCAGCCUGUCGAGAUUGGAAACUAAUUUGAAUUUUUCAGGGAGAGAGAUUAUGUGCCCUUGUAUUUGGGAUUAGAUUUGUAAAACCAACUGUCUUUGGAUUCUUUCUUCCAAUCAUUGUAAAACCGUACCGGAAGUUAUACAAGAAAUCUUCCUUUCAAUGAUUGUAAAAUUGUACCUGAAGUUAUAUUGGAAGAGUUAAUGAUAUGGUAUUUUGUAUUUAUACCGAGACUCAAUUACUUUGUACCCACUAAAAUCACUGAAACACAUACCAUUUAGAUUCGAUGUCUGAUAGUUCCGGUACGAUCCAACGGUACGAUUUCUAAAACAUUGCUUCCUCUAUUGUGCAUCCCCCUUGCAAGCAUUAUCAUUGCAGACUGUUUAAAAGCAAGACCGAAUUUGUCAAGGUAUAACUUCCAUAGACUUUCGUCUGCUGCUGAUGAAAUCUAAAGGACAACUCGUAAAGGCCAGAAUAAAAGAAGAAUGUUGCC